Messenger RNA from Thermothielavioides terrestris NRRL 8126, 285 nucleotides. RefSeq lists its product as uncharacterized. Gene Ontology annotation, molecular function: protein binding. The transcript has a single exon. Gene Ontology annotation, cellular component: cytoplasm. The annotation marks the transcript as partial. The record is from RefSeq and is a predicted model, not a curated record. Lineage: Eukaryota; Fungi; Ascomycota; Sordariomycetes; Sordariales; Chaetomiaceae.
GGCAAGACGGCUCUGCACAUCGCAGCCGAGCGCGGCAACUCGCAGAUCGUCAAGUUCCUUCUGGCGAACGAUGUUUACGUCGACGUGCCGGACUGGCGAGGUCGCACGGCGCUGCAUUACGCAGCGGGCGGUGCGCACGCAGAUAUUGUCGCGCAGCUGCUGGCCGAGGGAGCGGAUCCGGAGGCCCGCGAUCAUGACGGCCGAAGCCCGCUGCACGCUGCUGCGGACGCCGAGUGCGAGCCGAUAAUCAGGCUGUUGGCCAAGGAAGGCGCGGACCUGAAUGCC